AUGCAAGGACGACACGCCUCAACGAAGAUGCGCAUAAACGCACAAGGAGAUAAUGCCAAUCUGCCAACUAAGUUAGGAGACCAAGUGCAGAAGGAGCGAGAGAUAAAUGACGGUACACUCAUCAUUCGUGGAGGGAAGGUUCCAUCGCGAAAUGUAGAUGGUGUUGGUUUUGCUGUGCACAAAUCUGUCAUCCAUCUUGUCGAUUCUCACGAGAUCCUGUCACCUUAUCUGGCCAUUCCUCGCCUCCGCCUAAGCACCUGA
Messenger RNA from Necator americanus (New World hookworm), 261 nucleotides. RefSeq lists its product as uncharacterized. The coding region runs from base 1 to 261 and encodes 86 amino acids. The transcript is spliced from 2 exons. The record is from RefSeq and is a predicted model, not a curated record. Lineage: Eukaryota; Metazoa; Nematoda; Chromadorea; Rhabditida; Ancylostomatidae.